AUCUGAUAUGGCAAGUUUCUAGAAAAAUUUCACCGUCCAACAUAACCUCCGAUAUCAUAUAUUGAGCAUUAGAUAUACACUCCGAACAUUUUGACGAAUCUCAUCUUACCCCAAAAUACGCAAACAAUCCUUGACGUCAUAUAAUGGUUGUCAUUUACAUACACCAUAUUAUUUUGGAGUCGACCCAUGCAUUAAUUAUUGAUACUUUCACCACUAAACGAGCAACUGACAUUAUACACCAGCAUCUACAUUUACGUAUUCUAAAUCAAUUUCACACAACACGUACAGAAUUAUGGUAUAUAAUGAUUUCCUCAACGAAUUCAACCUCUUUUGCCGAGUGAUACUAUUCUUCUAACUCUUCUAAUACUUCCCGAUCAUGACAACAUCACGUUUUACACCGAAGAUUCCCUCACAACUAAUAGAGAUACUUCAUCACCACCCAGAGCCUAGGCUGGAUUAUACCUUUGUCAGAUACACCCAAUAUCGCCUUUAACUGUGCGUCACGCACGAUUAUUUCCAUCAUCAACAAAUGUAGAAGCUUUAGCAAUAUGUACCGCUUUAGCGACUUGUCCACGAAAUUCAAGUGUCAACAUAUAUACUGACUUGUUUUUCAUCAUCCAGACUAAUUCCUAGACGCGCACUUAAAGUGAUAUGGAAAGC
Molecule: messenger RNA, 660 nt
Organism: Rhizophagus irregularis DAOM 181602=DAOM 197198
Lineage: Eukaryota; Fungi; Glomeromycota; Glomeromycetes; Glomerales; Glomeraceae
Source: RefSeq, a predicted model, not a curated record